AUGCCAAGUAAUAAAGUCAUCGUGUGUAAUGAAAUAAAAUUUGUAAUUUCAGAUCAAUCACAAGGCGGGUAUCCGCAAGCUGGGUACCCUCAAGGUGGUUACCCUCAAGCAGGUUACCCCCAAGGCGGUUACCCUCAAGGCGGUUACCCCCAGGGUGGCUACCCCCAGGGCGGUUACCCUCAAGGCGGUUACCCCCCUCCCCCUCAACCAGGAUUCCAAUCUCCAGCUUACGGAGGAAGCGGUUAUGGAGAGCCCGGCUAUGGAGGCGGUUUGGGCGAAGAUGCAGAUGUCAAAGGAUUUGAUUUCAACGAUCAGAGUAUCAGGAAACUCUUCGUUAGGAAGGUGUACAGUAUCUUGAUGACCCAGCUGUUGGUGACGAUGGCUUUCAUAACGCUGUUCGUGUAUCACGCUCCCACCAAGCUAUGGGUGCAGAAGAAUCCGUUCAUGUUUUGGAUCGCGUUCGCCGUAGUUCUGGUGUGUCUGAUAGCGAUGGCCUGCUGCCCGUCCGUGCGCCGCACCGCUCCCAUGAACUUCAUCUUCCUCAGCAUCUUCACGGUGGCUGAGAGCUUCUUGUUGGGGGUCACUAGCAGCAUGUACCAGAGCGAAGCGGUAAUGAUGGCCGUGGGUAUAACAGCGGCUGUAUGUCUGGCUCUCACUAUAUUCGCUAUGCAGACCAAGUGGGACUUUACUAUGAUGGGCGGAGCAUUGAUCGUGGCCACCGUAGUCUUGCUAAUUUUCGGUAUUGUGGCGAUCUUUGUGAAGGGUAAAGUUAUAACACUUGUCUACGCUUCACUGGGAGCCAUUAUCUUCUCCCUAUACUUGAUAUACGACACUCAGCUCAUGAUGGGAGGCAAACACAAGUACAGCAUCUCACCAGAAGAAUACAUCUUCGCUGCUCUCAACUUAUACUUGGAUAUUAUCAACAUUUUCAUCUAUAUACUUACAAUCAUUGGAGCGGCGAGAGAUUAG
Messenger RNA from Danaus chrysippus (African queen), 969 nucleotides. The record is from the annotation of a GenBank genome assembly. NCBI's taxonomy places the organism in Eukaryota, Metazoa, Arthropoda, Insecta, Lepidoptera, Nymphalidae.